Messenger RNA from Asterias rubens (European starfish), 6345 nucleotides. Its product is annotated as death-inducer obliterator 1-like. The transcript has 17 exons. Gene Ontology annotation, molecular function: protein binding. The record is from RefSeq and is a predicted model, not a curated record. Gene Ontology annotation, biological process: DNA-templated transcription. Lineage: Eukaryota; Metazoa; Echinodermata; Asteroidea; Forcipulatida; Asteriidae. The coding region runs from base 171 to 5777 and encodes 1868 amino acids. Gene Ontology annotation, cellular component: nucleus.
UGUUGAGUGAUCGAAAUUUUACUCGCUGAAGAUGAGCCCACCGUAAAUACCUCGAUCUACAUUUAGAGUAAAUUUACAGCUAAAUCGGAAGCAGGAAUUGACAACUACGAGACCGUCGCAGCUCUGAGGGUGAUCUUUGCUGUCGGCCUCAACUCAAUAAAUCCCAGACCAUGGACAGCGGUUCGGCUGUUAGCAGAGAACCAUCCUCCGCAACGGUCAUCAGUGAGUCGGCAAACGUCGUCGUCCAGCGCCUGACCUCAGGCAGUCCGAUCUGGAACCUGACCGCCACGGAGGGCGAGACAGAAGGAGAGACGGAAGGGGAGGUAAUGGAUUGCUUAUUCCCGGAUUUCCAAUCCAUGUUACUCCCCAGUGCUAAGGAGAUUUUACGUGGCGCUUGCAUGGAUGUUAGUGGGAUGAGCAAAGAUGAAGCUAACCUCUACAAUCUUCCGAGCGCGUCCACCCUCCUAACCCCAGCGCAGAUUCAACAAAUUGGCCAAGCCCUGACUACCCCCGAUGACCCUGCUGGUAGAAGUAAUCCUGUGCCCCAUCACCAGCUGGAGCCGGGGGUGCUCGAUGCCCCUGUAAAGACCCACGAACCCGCUGGGGGUGCCGGUGUCCAGGUGGGAUUCCCGAUGACCAAGACAGGCAACGCAGCCAGCAGUGACAGCCUGGAUCGGUUUAUGAAUGAGGACAACUCGAGGCUGGGCGAAAGUGACCACUUUGGAGAUCAGCUGCUCCUGACGGCAUCAAAUGACUCACUGAAGUUGGAUAUCCCUGGGGUGUUGGACCUCUCAGGAGAGAGUCUAGAGACUUGUCGACUCCUUCAGGAAGUCAUAAACUCUGAAAUUAUGACAGGGGACAUCAAGAACGAAAACCUAGACGUGCAAGUGGCAGCCACUGCUGUGGUGACAACCAGCGAGGACGGUGACACAUCACCUGGGGAAGGGAUCAAACAGAAAGGACGAGGAGGUGGGAGAAAGAAGCUGAGCGAGAAAGAGAAGGCUACGCCGCUGAGAAGGAGUGGAAGGCACAAGAAGAUGGAGGAGGCCAAGGCUGAGACGAAAGAAGUAGAGGAAGACAAAAAGGACAAGGCAGAGAUCGUUCAAAAGUCUGAGAGUCAAGAUGAGAAGCCGGGUAAAGUCAAAGAUGCCAAAGAAACAUCCAAAAAGGCAAAAAGAACGAAGGUUCAAGAGGAGAAGUUAAAACAUUCCAAGUCGAUGGGAGAUUCAGAAGAUGGUGACGGUGAAGAUACCUUAUCCCAGGGUUCAGACACCUCCAAGGAAGUAAGGAAGAAACGCACGUACCGGAAACGGAAACAAAGUAAAGAAGAACCUGAUGAGGACAUUAAUAAAACUCUUAAACAGCUCCAGAUGGAGUUGAAGAUGAUGCAGGAGGAAUCCAAGGAUGUUGAAGCUCCCAAAGAAGGCCAUCAACCAGGACUGGAAGGAUCUCAUCAAGGAGACUCACAAGAAGACACAUCAAAGAGAGGAACUUCUCAAUCCAAAGAAACUCGCAGGCGCAGUGAAGAUGGUCAGGCCUCCAGGUCUGAUCAUACUUAUGAGCGACGGAGAUCGGGAUCCACUUCGGAAACAGCACCCUUGCUGUUCACCCCGGAUAAUGCCGUUUUUAUCAAGCUGGGCUCUCCGAAGGAAGGCGAGGGAGAAAGACGCGGACGGACGAUGGAGACGAGAAAAAGGGACAGAGCAACGUCUUGGUCUCAACUUAAAAAUAAAGAUGACGGAGAGUUGUCGUCGGAUAACAAUGACGAAGACGAUGACAGCAACUGGACGAGUGAUGACGAUCCAGAAAAACUGUGGUGUAUUUGUCGCAAACCUCACGACAAUAGGUUCAUGAUAUGCUGUGACCAGUGUGAGGAAUGGUACCACGGAUCCUGUGUUGAUAUCACUAAGACUGAGGGAAAACGCCUCGAACGAGAGAAGAUUCGCUGGAUAUGUCCAGUUUGUAUUGAAAAAGACAAGAGAGACAGCAAGCGGGAGAUGAAGAUUGCUGGCGAGGCGGAGAAAAAAGACUCGCCAGUAGAACCCUUGGACAAAACCCAAGACAAACCACAGGACAAAUCGGAUCCCACUGCCAAGGAGAAACCCCCUGAAGAGAGCCCAGAGGUCAAGGGUGAAGGGGCAGAGGUCAACAAGCCUGAGGUAACAAGCGGGAAGUCACCAGAGCUUUUGCCGUCCACAAAGAAGAAGCGGUUGAAGUUUUACAAGCCGCCUCCUCCAAAACAGCAUUGCAUCGGACCGGGUUGUCAGAGCUGGGCUCGGCCGGGUUCCAUCUACUGCAGCAGCGAUUGCAUCGUGCGCCACGCCCGCCAGUCAAUCCGCAUCAUUCACCAAGAGAAGGAGAGAUCCUUGGGGUCUAAGUGGAGACGAGAUUCUACCGGCUCCGUGGGCAACAGGAAUGUACUGAGCCCUGGUCACCGCCACGAGCCAGAGCGCAUUCCUGUGAUGGAGCGUCACACUGGUAAGGUACGCACCGGUCUGUCUGCACCCGUACAGGAUCAAGUCUAUGACUUCCUAGAGAGGCACCCGUCCUACGAGGUUGUCAGACCCGGAACUCAACAUGGGGUCGCGACCUUCUACUCGUCUUCAAAAACAAAACCCGACAAGAAGGACAAGAAAGAAGAGCAGAUUGUUGCGCGAGUUAGAGAGCGAGGACGAGAGCAGAGAGCCUCGGAGCACAAGACCCACAGCCGAGACAGCACGGACAAGGCGUCCACAUCGUCUUCCUCUUCGAAGGAGAAAGCGUCGGCUUCGUCUUCGGGUAAGGAGAAGACGCCGGGGGCGUCUGUGAGCAAGGAGAAGACGGCGGGGGCAUCUACGUCGUCUGGGUUGAUGAAGGAGAAGCCUCUGACUAAGGAACAGGCGGAGAAGAACAGGCGAGCUGAGGAGCAGGCUAAGGAGGGCGUUAGGAGGAACGUACGGGAAUCACUCAAGGACAUGCUGGCUACAAGGGUCAAGGGAGCCAAAGACCUCAAAGAAUACGAAGACCAGGUCAAGAAGAAAGCAUAUGUGAUUGAGUAUGAAUUACAUAGACUGUACAACAACACUGGCUCCAAGUACAAGUCUAGAUAUCGCAGUCUAUUCUUCAAUAUUAAAGAUAGUAAAAAUCAGGGUUUGUUCCGUCGCAUCCUAAAAGGAGAAAUCUCAGCCGCUAAGCUGGUGCGUAUGUCAUCAGAUCAGCUAGCCUCUAAGGAACUCGCUGAAUGGAGGGAGAGGGAAGCCAAGCAUACCCUUGAGAUGAUUGUCCAUGAAGAGGAGGAGAGGAAGGUGCAACCCUUGACUAAGAAGACGCAUAAAGGAGAAGUAGAGAUCAAUGAUGAUAAUCUCAGUAGCUUGGAGAUCCAGGAGAAGUCUGAGACCAAACAUCUGAUCGACAUGAAGUUGAUUGAGAAGAACGCCCCCUCAUCGAUCAACCCUCUGGACAACAUGCUGGGCGACACCACGGGCCAGCACCGCGCCCAUCUCUUCGAUCUCAACUGCAAGAUCUGCACGGGGAAGAUGCCGGCCCCCCGGGAGGAGACCGUCCCGAGCAAGAGGGCCAAGGUGGUGAAGACGGCCUCGGCUGAGAUGGUUGAUGAUGUGGAGGAGGAAGCGGGGAGUUCGACUGGGAGGAGAAGUGAAGAGGUGAAGGAGACAUUAAGGGAGAAGAUGCUGAGGUCAAACUCUGUCGACGACGAUGGUGAUAAUGGUGGUGAAGAUGAUGACGAUGAGGAACCAUUUGUCGAACCUGAUGAUUUGCCGACACCACAGAUCAGCCCAAUCCAAGCUUCCCCUAAGGACCAGCCCUCAGCCAGGAGGCCCCCUCCUUCUCUCUGGAAAGGCUUACUCAACAUGGAGGAGGUGGCUAGGUUUGUUGUAGCAGGAUUCCAUGUCUCUGGGCCCAUCAGGACAAUUUCAAUGGACAUGCCUGAUAACAUCAUGAUCUGCGGUCGGAUCCCCUACCCGGUAGUCUGGGACUACUUCAAGCAGCUCCACAAGGCCAACAACACCGACCUGAUCGUCUUAAGGUUCCACGUCGUCAACGAAGAGGACAAACAGAACUACAUCUCCCUCUUCCAAUACUUCCACAGUCGCCAGCGGAUCGGCGUCGUCGGGAAUAACAAGAAACACAUCAAGGAUAUGUAUAUCCUGCCGCUAUCAGCUCAUGAACCCGUACCAAGGGAGGUUCUGCCAUUCAAAGGACCUGGGCUAGCGGAGCCCCGCCCGCACAUGCUGCUAGGCUUAAUGGUGAGACAUCGAGAGCGGGCGCGGUCAGCGAGUACCGGACCGUCGGCCCGACCUAAUGUAGCCAACCAGCCUGUGCUUCCACAGGCUCAUUCCAGAUCGCAGCAGCACCAACAGAAACGACGCUUCUCUGAUAACAGUCACGCCAUCAGCAUGCUCCCGAGGUCGCCCACCGAUCCCGAGGAAUUCCACAACAACCCCGAGGAGCACGAACUCGAAUCCAAGCGCUUCAAGCCUGCUCCGGCGCAUCAACCGUUGUUUAUCCCCCAGAAACAAUGGGAGGAUCCAAUUGUGGCGCAGUACGCGAAUGCCGACCCCGCGGAGUUCACGGCAGAACCGUACUCGCCGACUCAAGAGGAGAUUGAAGCACCAUAUGACCCAGCGGAUGUCAUGGAUGUCAUAGGUGAAGUGUCAAAGGUCAAGGGGUUAAGAUCAAGCGAUGAAUCUGGCAUUGACGAAUCAAUGCAAAACCCGUCGGUAUUGACAUCUCUCCUGCAGGAGGGUGGGCAGAAACUAAGCGCGAGCGAGAUCGCCGACGCAGCAUCGGACGUCACAGCGAACCUUCUGACGGCCUUCAGCUCUAAGCCAGACUUGACGGAGCAGCAGCAGCUCUUGAUCAAACUCACCCAGCAGGUGGAGGACGCCAAGAAGGCGCUGCUGGACCGACAGAUUGCAUCCCUACAAUCGGAAAUCGAGAAGGCUACAAGCGACUCCGACUUUAGCCCGGGGCACGCUGCGAUGCCCCAACCACGCCAGCCGGUCGCUGCCAUCGGGGCUGGUCAGCAUGAAACACUGGAGGGUGUAACAGACGAUCAACUGGGAUCACCUCAGAUACGCCGUGCCCCGGCGGACUCCAGCACCGCAGUUGUGGAAGUUGGAGAUGAUCAGGGCGGGGCCACGCCUACAAAAGAUGAGCAAGAAUCCAAAACAGUGAAGUCCCAACCCGCCAUAAGUGACCGAUCAGCUCUUGACUUCAUUCAGUCGGCAUUAUUUGAUUCAAAAGCCAUUCCUCCGUCAGAUCCAAACACCACUGCGUCGGUUCCCCCGCCCAUCAGCAGGACGACAGCUAUUCCAUCGACUGAACCUGCUCCUCCAUUCCAGGGCGCCUAUGAGCCCGAGUACACCCCACCCUCAACAGCCCCUGCCUACAAUCCCACAUACAACUACAAUCACUACACUCCAACGCAACCGACUUCCCAGGUGGAGGAAUACCAGCCGACGGAACAGCCAGACUGGACUGUAAACCGUGACUAUGGACACGGAAAACCAGGUUACGAUAAUGGUAAUGAACCCUACGCCCCACAGGAAUACAACCCUGGGCAUCAUGAACCUCAAUUUCAGCAAUAUAACAACCCCCAGGGGUAUGGUAACUACAACAGGGGGAACGAGCCCGCAAGUGGGGGCGAAGGGCAGGGGUUCAACAACUGGGGUCAGCGUUAUGAGGGAAGAGACCCUAGGGGUCAUCGCAAUGACAGGAGGGGGCCAAAUAAAGAUCAAAAUUGGCGAGGCCAAAAUCGUGAUUUUAAUAGAUACUGAGGUCAUUUAUACUUAAAAGCCACCUCAGAAGGGUGUGUACAGCAUUGGUAAGACUGAAAAUGUUCACAGAUAACUACCAACUUCCCUCAAAACAUUUUUGUUUAAAAUGCUUUUGGUUUUGUUCCAUAACAUGAUGUCAGACAACAAUAAAAACAUACACAAAUGAAUUUGUACAGCCAUAAACUAUGUUCAACUAAAGUAUUGAAUACAUGUAUAUGCCUUGGACUUGCAGUCUUUUACCAAUGUUGUACACAUGCUUUAAUAAAGGAAAUCUUGGCUUGGCACACAAUUUUAUGUGACACUAGGCUCUCUGAAAGGAGAGUUUGCUAAAGUCAUUAUUUCUGCAGAAAACUAUUGUAAAAGCUUAAAUGGUUGUUGAUGUAAGACCAAACCAAGCACUUCAAAUGAACAAUCAAAUGUACAAUUGAUUAGAACAUGAUUCGAACCUGUGACCUUCAGGAAUAACAGGCCAGCAGCGGAUUUCACGAGACGAUAGGAUUAAUCCUAACUCAAGUUAGGAUGAGCAACCUGUCCUAACUUAGGAUGGGUUCAAUUCGGCCAAUGUACU